CUCUCUUUCAACGUGGAACCAAACAGCCUAACGUUUUCGUUGAGUGAGGUUGGUCUGUCUCCAUCUCCCAAAAAGAGUCCUCUUUUCCAAUCCAAUGUAUAAAGUACUCCAUAAAGCAAAAGAGCCAAAAUUCUCUCUCUCUCUCUCUCUCUCUCUCUGAGUGGAAUCUGCAUAAACCCUGAUUUCUGAUUGUUUAUGGUUUAUUUAAUCAAUUGAUAUAAACCUCUCUACCGAUUCUCAGAUCAAUUAUUGCUGCUUGGUUUUUGAGGCCAUCCGUUUCUCUGAGAAUCGUUGGAGAGAGAGAGAGGGAUGGUGUCGGCGAACAGGGAGAUGGUGGUGUAUUGCUUCGACACCCUAGUCGCUCACUACAACAGCGAACAACCACCUCCCCCUUCCUUCGAUGAUGGUCAACAUCCACUAUUUGUUACUUGGAAGAAAGUAGUGAAUGGUGGGGAGCCUCGUCUGCGUGGAUGCAUUGGAACUUUAGAAGCUCGUGGCUUGAUCAAUGGCUUUCGUGAUUAUGCACUAACCAGUGCUCUGAGAGAUCGCCGGUUCCCCCCAAUACAGGCUAAAGAGUUGCCUUCUUUGGAAUGUACAGUCUCCAUUCUCACUGAUUAUGAGAGUGAUCUCCACUACCUUGACUGGGAGGUUGGCAAGCAUGGUAUGAUUAUUGAAUUUACUGACCCUGACUAUAAUACAAGGCGAAGUGCCACAUAUCUUCCAGAGGUGGCUGCCCAUGAAGGCUGGACACAGACAGAAGCAAUUGACUCGCUGAUACGAAAAGCGGGUUACAAUGGUGCCAUAACUGAAUCACUUCGCAAGCGUAUCAAACUGACUCGUUAUCAGAGUACACUCUUUACUAUGCAUUAUAGUGAAUAUGUUGCCUAUGUCAAAACCACCAGAGGUGCUUCUCCCUCUCUUGCUGGGGUGGCCAAGCCCAGUAAUCAUUGACCGUUCGGGUUGACUUACAUUGAAACCAUUGAACUUGUUUGGUUAUUGGAGCACGAUCUCCAUUGGAUAAACUGACUGGGUUGGAAUUGAUUUAAAUGUGUUCCAACCCUCAACAAUUGUUGUUUAAUUUCCUAAAUUAUUCUUCAAAUUCGUUUGAUUUGAAGGGUAUACACCUCAAAACUAUUGUAAUUUGAACUUAUGGUGUUUAUUGUACCAAAAUUUGCACCUGCAGCCUUGGAUAGUUGCAGUGGUGUAAACUCCGUAUUAGUAAACAUAUAAGUGUAUCCCUUGUGUUUAUUUAUCAUUAAAAGCUUUAUUAUUCGUCAAUAAAAAAAA
Messenger RNA from Rhododendron vialii, 1287 nucleotides. RefSeq lists its product as uncharacterized. The transcript is spliced from 5 exons. The record is from RefSeq and is a predicted model, not a curated record. Lineage: Eukaryota; Viridiplantae; Streptophyta; Magnoliopsida; Ericales; Ericaceae. The coding region runs from base 310 to 951 and encodes 213 amino acids.